Messenger RNA from Camelus dromedarius (Arabian camel), 3398 nucleotides. It is a transcript of the gene PHF21B, whose product is annotated as PHD finger protein 21B. Bases 102 to 1571 code for a protein of 489 amino acids. The record is from RefSeq and is a predicted model, not a curated record. Lineage: Eukaryota; Metazoa; Chordata; Mammalia; Artiodactyla; Camelidae. The transcript is spliced from 13 exons.
GAGACCUGGUCCGCCCCCGGCCGCCCCCGUCCCCGCGGAGCCGCGCAACUUCCCGGGAGCCUGGGCCAAAGUGAGCGCAAAGUGCUGCCCAAGUUGCAGGGAUGGAGCUGCAGAGCCGGCCCGAGGCGCUCUCCGUGGAACUCGCGCGCCACCAGAACGGCGACCUCAAGAAACAGCUCCACGAGAGGCAGACGCGGAUCGCCGCGCUCAGCGACAAACAAGCUUUGGGAACCAUCACUGCAGUGCCUGUCAUGGGUCCUCAGGUCAGCUCCUUGCAGAGGUUGGCCGGGCAAGGAGCGGCAGUGCUACCUCAGGUUAGGCCAAAGACUCUGAUUCCAGACAGCCUCCCUGUCACCCCAGGCCGGGACCGGCCCCCCAAGCAGCCCCCAACAUUCCAGAAGGCCACCGUGGUCAGCAUCAAGAACCCCAGCCCAGCCCUCCCCACUGCCAACAACACCGUGAGCCAUGUGCCAACGCCCAGCAGCCAGCCCCAGGCCCUGGCCGAGGCCGCCGCCAUCACCUCCCCGCUGAGCAGCGCCGGUGUGGCCUACGCCAUCAUCUCCACCGCCCCCAGCAAUGCCGCCGCCAUGGCCCCCAGCACCGCCGUGUCCGUGGUCAGCGACAGCAUCAAAGUCCAGCCCCUCCUCAUCAGUGCCGACAACAAGGUCAUCAUCAUUCAGCCUCAAGUGCAGACGCAGCCCGAGAGCACGGCGGAGUCGCGGCCGCCCACGGAGGCGCCAUCUCAGGGAGCUCAGGCCACCAAAAAGAAGAAGGAGGACCGGCCCCCGAGCCAGGACAACCCCGAGAAAAUCGCCUUCAUGGUAGCACUGGGCCUGGUUACGACGGAGCACUUGGAGGAAAUCCAGAGCAAGCGCCAGGAGCGCAAGAGGAGGAGCACGGCCAACCCCGCCUACAGCGGCCUCCUGGAGACGGAGAGGAAGCGGCUGGCGUCCAACUAUCUCAACAUGCCCCUGUUCCUCACAGCGAGAGCCAAUGAGGACCCCUGCUGGAAGAACGAGAUUGCCCAUGAUGAGCGCUGUGCUGCCUGCGGGCGAGGGGCCGACCUGCAGCCCUGCGGCGCCUGCCCGGGGGCCUACCACCUCAGCUGCCUGGACCCGCCCCUCAAGUCAGCGCCCAAGGGCGUGUGGGUGUGUCCCAAGUGUCAGCAGAAGGCCUUAAAGAAAGACGAAGGUGUGCCCUGGACCGGGAUGCUGGCCAUCGUGCACUCCUACGUGACCCACAAGACAGUGAAGGAAGAGGAGAAGCAAAAGCUGCUGCAGAGAGGCAGUGAGCUGCAGAGUGAGCACCAGCAGCUGGAGGAGCGGGACCGGCGCCUGGCCUCAGCGGUGAAGAAAUGCCUGGAGCUGAAGACGAGCCUGCUGGCCCGGCAGAGGGGCACCCAGUCGUCCUUGGACCGCCUGCGGGCCCUCCUGAGACUGAUACAGGGCGAGCAGAUGCUCCAGGUCACCAUGACAACCACCAGCCCCGCCCCGCUGCUGGCUGGGCCCUGGACCAAGCCCUCAGCAGCCGCCAUGCACUCUGCCCUCCAGCACCCCCAGGGGCACAACUGACCCCAAGGGACCCAUCUUCACACCCACGGAAAGUCACUGGGACCUUGCUCACAAGACCUGAGGGUUCUGUCAGCCUUAAUUCAUAAACACUAUGAAUUGCAGACAAAAAUAAAACCAGACAGAGACAGAGGAGUGAAGGGAGAAGGAGCUGGGUGAGAAGCCUAGAGCCUGGACGGGUGGGGAUGGAGUCCGACUCCCGUCACAUUCAGACGGGACGCCCGGGAGCCAGGUGGGGGCACACAGUUAGCUCCUGGCUGUUGGGGAGCUGCCAAGGCCUCCGGCUUCUGGGCACAGGUGUCUCCUCGGCCUCGUGCCACCCCCACGGGGGAGAGAGGGCUGAGGCCCCGGAGGGGCCAGGAGGACUGUGCAGCCCAGGCCCCAGGAGGAAGGCCCAGGGGUCCUGUGGGUGGGGAGCUGGGGCACAACGUAGCUGAGCAGUAGAGGUAGCUGGGGCGAGAGUGGGUAGCAGAUCUAGGUAGACGCCGCCGCCCUCCCUCACGGGGCCCGCUGGGCGCGAGCCAGGCCCGGCCCCCGCCUCCCAGACGCCGGCCCGGCCCCAUUGUCAGUGUUGCGGUUCAGACCCGCAGCUGUUAAGCGUGAAGGAGGCGCCUGGGGGAUGCCAGGCUCCGCCGCCGCGUCUUGAGAGCCCUGGCUGCCCGCCUCCUUCCUCUGCUGACUCUGGGACCUGUUCGCUCUCGCUGUCUUUUUCUCAUGGAGUUUUGGGGCAAGAGGGAGCUGCAGCCGUGCCGUGGAGGCGUUUGGUGGGCUUUCUAUUUUUGGUUGAAUCGUUCAACUUCCGACCGAAGCCUUUUGUCUUCUCCCUUCGAAGAGCCGAUAAAGUCUCCCACUCCUCUUGUCUUGCCAGUACAGACACUAUGCCAAAAAGAAACUUUACAUUUUUGUAUGGCGUUUUUAUUGUGAGAUAGUUAAUGUGAAGGGGACACUUGCUAACUUCUUUUUCUGCUCCCAGUGGUCUCUGCUGCCAGGGGCCAAUGGGAAACCCCUCGGGGGUGGGGUGCUGCCAAACUGGACGGAUCCAGAGGGGUUUGAAGAAGUGGGGUGAGGGUUGGGGAGAAGGGAGGGGUGGCCUUGGGAGACCGGAGAGGCCCUCUUCCUGCCGUCCCCCCCGAGAGCCAAGGGUGCCUGCCGGCUUACAAGCUGCAGGCUCGUCACGCCCUCAGCUUCUCCAGUCCCCAGGGACUUAGCACAACAGGAUGAGCAUCCGGGAGCCACAGGGCUCCCACCCCCAGCAUAUCACAUGGUGCCACAUUGCGCUGAACACACGUGUGCGUGUGCAUACGUGGCCCCCGACACGCACGCACACACGCUGCCAGGUGCAGAGCAAGGAGGCUGGCCGGAAUCCCACAGACUGCCAUGGUCCCUCCUGUCAUCUUCACGACUCCGGGAGAAACUGUGCUGUACGAUACAGAUCUAUUUUAAUACACUCAACACUGGGUUGAACAAGAUUUUUAUAUUCUUUUAUUGAUGAACAAAGUGAACUGUGAGACACACGUCUUAUAUAUUGGUUACUCGAGAUGCCAAUUAUGCAUUACCGCGUGGCUUGCGAUGUAAAUGUCUUCAGGUUCCUUUUCUGUUGGUUUGUUUUUCUUCUUGGAUGGAGUGAAUUAAAUUUUUUAAAAACGUACUGGGAGGAUAUGAAAGGUUGGACCCGGGAGAGGUAGCUGCCGAUGUGUCUUGAGACUUAGUUUUUUGGACCGAGGAGGACCGUCCGAUGGAUAGUGAGGAUAGAGAAAAAGUGUUUGUCUUAAAUAUGCUGAUGUAGUUUCCCUUCUGUACGAUGCAUUAAACUCGAUGGAUGAUUUCAAA